This is a messenger RNA of Pelagomonas calceolata, 479 nucleotides long. NCBI's taxonomy places the organism in Eukaryota, Pelagophyceae, Pelagomonadales, Pelagomonadaceae. The record is from the annotation of a GenBank genome assembly.
AUGAGCGACCGCGAGACCCGGAUGAUGGCGCGGAUAAGGCGCGAGGACGAGGCGCGGCGGGCACGGCGGGACCAGAUUACAACCUACGGCCUCGUCGCUGUUAUUGUGACGUUCGGCGGCGCCAGGUACGCGGGCCACCGGAGCAUCGAGCGGGCGUGCCUGGCGCUCCUCGGCGCGUUCGGGCUCUACGCCGUCGGCGUCUGCGGCGGCGUCUUCUAUCCACGAAUAUCGCGUCGACGGCGCGGAGGCCGAGAUCGCGUCGAUGGCGUGGACGCGGGACGCUCGGCGCCGUCGCCGCGGCGCGAGAGUACCACGCGCAGGUCGCGCUCGCGGCCAUGAGCGCCUACUCCGAGUCCAUCAUGCAGCUGCCCGAGCCCGAUUCGGACGACGAGGACCACGACCACAGCCAUUUUCAUGCGGGGAGUAUUAGUAGUUCCGACUCGGAAGAGGAUAAAGACAAAUAAACUUAGACACAACAG